Messenger RNA from Blumeria graminis f. sp. triticale, 255 nucleotides. The record is from the annotation of a GenBank genome assembly. Lineage: Eukaryota; Fungi; Ascomycota; Leotiomycetes; Helotiales; Erysiphaceae.
AUGCUUGUCCUCAAUGUGGUGGUUCACAUUGGAAGAAGGAAUGCAAAGGCAAGGGAAAAACUCCUGCGAAAAAGCCAGCAGUUGGAAAAGGAGGGAAAAUCGGGGGAGAUAGGAAAACGAAGCGAAGUGAGGUUGAAGAAUCGCGUGCCGUCGACGGCUCUUUUCUUGUGUUCAAAGUCACAGGCAAUAAAGGACACAAUUAUCGAGCUAGACGUUUCCAAUAUUUGCGAAAGAGCAGGUGUUGUUGGAAACUGA